UUGGUGAUUAGGAUCUUGUAACGGCUAUGGGAGGCGAGACGGAUCCUCGGUUCCAUCGACUGUGGCUGACACGUUGUGGAGGUUGUGAGGUCUGCAAUUACAAAUGCCGACACUUGCCAAAUUUUAGUUUUAUUCCAAUGUAAUUUGAAGACGGAUAUGGAACGUGGAGGCUUCCAUGGCUACCGCAAGUUCUCCCUCAACACCACCACUCCUGAUGAACCAGCGACGUUGUUGAUGGCAGAGGGCAGCAUGCAUCUACCAGAAUUCAACCAGCCUAACAAAACCGCUAAUGGAGGUGAAGAGGAGUGCACAGUGAGAGAGCAAGACAGGUUCAUGCCGAUUGCCAACGUGAUACGUAUCAUGCGGAGGAUCUUACCUGCUCACGCCAAGAUCUCAGACGACUCCAAGGAGACAAUCCAAGAGUGUGUCUCGGAAUACAUCAGCUUCAUAACAGGGGAGGCCAAUGAGCGUUGCCAGCGGGAACAGCGCAAGACCAUCACUGCUGAGGAUGUCUUGUGGGCAAUGAGCAAGCUAGGCUUUGAUGAUUACAUCGAACCCCUCACAUUGUACCUCCACCGCUACAGAGAGUUGGAAGGUGACAGAGGGGUUAGCUGCGGUGCUGGAUCCGUUAGUCUCACCAGCGGCUUGGUGGUCAAGAGGCCUAAUGGUACCAUGGCCGAGUAUGCAGCCUACGGGGCUGUGCCAGGGAUUCACAUGGCGCAGUACCAUUAUCGUCAUCAGAACGGGUUUGCUUUCAGUGGUAACGAACCUGAUUCUAAAAUGGGUGGUUCAUCAUCGGGAGCAAGCGGCGCCAGAGUUGAACUAUUUCCGACUCAGCAACACAAGUACUGAGAACAAUGGCUAAUAACGUUGACAGCUGACAGAGGGAAAGUCAUAACUGUAGUAGGCGCAACUUCUAGUUUAUGGGUUCAAGUUAAGCAAAAAACAAUGAUGCUUUAUCUCUGUUUAUCUUCUCUUUGAACGAACCUC
Eutrema salsugineum is the source of this 990-nucleotide messenger RNA. Its product is annotated as nuclear transcription factor Y subunit B-6. Gene Ontology annotation, molecular function: DNA-binding transcription activator activity, RNA polymerase II-specific; protein heterodimerization activity; RNA polymerase II cis-regulatory region sequence-specific DNA binding. NCBI's taxonomy places the organism in Eukaryota, Viridiplantae, Streptophyta, Magnoliopsida, Brassicales, Brassicaceae. Gene Ontology annotation, cellular component: CCAAT-binding factor complex; nucleus. Bases 157 to 852 code for a protein of 231 amino acids. The record is from RefSeq and is a predicted model, not a curated record. The transcript is spliced from 3 exons. Gene Ontology annotation, biological process: regulation of transcription by RNA polymerase II.